This is a messenger RNA of Topomyia yanbarensis, 3378 nucleotides long. RefSeq lists its product as uncharacterized. The transcript is spliced from 13 exons. NCBI's taxonomy places the organism in Eukaryota, Metazoa, Arthropoda, Insecta, Diptera, Culicidae. The record is from RefSeq and is a predicted model, not a curated record. The coding region runs from base 311 to 3151 and encodes 946 amino acids. Gene Ontology annotation, cellular component: membrane.
UCGAGUUCAGCCGUACGGUCUCCGUCAAUAGAUCCGACUUGGCACGGAACUUUACUGAGUGGGGAUCGGUUUGAAACGCACUUCCGUAAAGGACUUACCGGUUUAGUAGUUAUAAUCAGUGUUCCAGUUUAAUCUCGGCCGGGAUCAGUGCCGGUAGUUGUGAACGUACAUAUAGUCGUGCUAAGCAAAAUGUCAGUUUGCUAACUUUCUCAUCAGCAAGUGCAAGUGCCGAGUGGGUGGUGAUUGAGAUUGUACCGAAGAUAAAGCAAAAGAAAGCACUGUGAGAGGGUGCAGCAAGUCCGGCUACAAGAUGGGAGUAGAUAGUGAAACCCCGACGAAGGCAAGUGCUGAAGAAAAUGGAACUAACCCUGUCGGUUUGGAGGACCUUAGCAAGUGGGAUAAAUUUUGCAUGCGCCGUGGGAUCAAUCCGAAUUUGAUUAUGCUGAAAGUAACGCUGUUUGUUAUGUAUGGAGCUACAUCGUCGCUACUGCCCUAUUUAACGAUCCACAUGCAAAGCACCGGACUGACGGUGGAGGAAAUUGCAAUCAUCUACCUGGCGCUACCGUUCACCACUUUUCUCAGCCCACCGAUUACAGGUUUCCUGGUGGACAAGUUCGGACGCUACAAGCCGGUGGUGAUUAUGAGUCUGCUGUUAAAUGCAUUAUUUCACCACUCGUUGAUGCUGAUCCCGCAACAGGAAAUUCCCGGCAAGCUGCCGGAAGCAUACGUAAUGAGACAUCCGGAGACGGGCAACGUAGAGGUUUGGUGGUCUCCCUGCCCUAGUCGUGAGUGUCCGGAGGAGGAAGAAAUUGACAUCGUCGUGGAUCAGUGCUUGGAUCACUGUCUACUGUUGGAGCAGAAUCCAAAAAUUGAAAUUGUUCCCCCGCCUACUUUUUCUCCCAUUUUGGCGCCCGUUGACGUGGGCGACAAGGACGAUCUGGAACUAAUCGUCAAUAAAAAGAUCACCAAGAAGAAUAGAACGCUAGAAGCAGUUAGUAGUUCAACCUACAGUCCUAGCACGACGGAAGCGUACCUUGAUAGGCAGAUACUUAUAUAUGAGCCUGAUUCGGAUGAAAGCGAGGAGAGUUGGGUCAUUGCGGGAAGUGGUGAUUCGGCUUUCUUCGUGCUGGACAUGCAUCCUGACUUGGGGGAACCUAUUGAACAGCUUGGCAUGGAGAUUGAACACGACGACAAUGAGACGGUAACCGAUUUUAAGACACGGUUCGGUGUGAAGCUACUUUGGAAGCAAGGAGUAAACGUGACAGCUUUGGAAGAGGAAGAUUUGCGAUGCGGAGGGUUGGUUCUUUCAUCAAACAUGACACUGAAUAGUAACCAACGAUUGAGUGAACUGGCAGCGGAUUGUAUGGUUCAGCGGUGUCACUUUCGGAACAAUGGACCGGAAAUCUGUCCUCCGGAUUACAAAGAAAGUGACGACAAGGUGUUCUGGGUCUAUUUUGGUUUGCGAUUCCUGGCGACUACGAUGCUGUCAGCGGGCGUAACGAUUAUGGACCCGAUUGCGCUUACUAUGAUCGAGAAGUAUGGCGGAGAUUUCGGGCGUGAAAGAUUAUUUUCUAGCAUUGGAAUGGCGAUUUUUUCACCGAUUACCGGUAUCAUGAUUGAUUUCUUCUCCCGAGAUCUUGGCUACACGGAUUAUUCAGCAGCUUUCUACACCUACGAUAUCUUGUUGGUCAUAUCUUCGAUAUCCGUGUUCCUGAUGCCUCUGGGGGAAAAACUACCGGCUGAUAAUGUGUUUAAGGAUUUGUGGAAUUUGCUGAAACUUAAACAUGUUAUCAUAUUUAUAUGGUUCCUGUUCUUGCUGGGUAACUUCUGGGGGUUCAUCGAGAGUUUCCUAUUCUUAUAUCUCAAAGAACUGGGUGCUCCUAACUAUCUGCUGGGAAUCACAAUCACCGUUGGAACGGUAAGCAGUAUUCCAUUCCUUUAUGGGGCUGGUCGCAUAACCAAGGUUGUCGGCCAUGUUAACCUGAUUGUGAUUGCGUUCAUUGCUCACGCGUGUCGAUUGGUGGGAUAUUCGCUGAUCGAAAAUGCUUGGUGGUGUUUUCCGUUUGAGGCUAUGGAGGCAUUGUCCUGCCACCUGAUGUGGGUCGCUGCUGCAACAUACUGUUCUCUGCUGGCGCCGAAAAAUUUGCUAGCCACUCUCAUUGGUGUUCUAGGUAUGGCUCAUUUUAGUUUGGGCCGUGGAAGCGGUUCCUUCUUUGGUGGAUUCCUGAUUGGAGAGGUCGGAACCAGAGAUGCCUUCCGAUAUAUGGGAUUGGUAGCGGUUGCUGGAGGAUUGGCGUACAAAUUUAUACACGCCAUCUGGCUGAGAAAGUAUGAUAAUCCAGAUGCCGAUGACGAUGCAGAAAAUGGCGAAACGGACAAACUAACUGAGAACAAGGACGCCGAAGAACCCAAAACCAAAGACCAGGGCACCUCGAUGUCCCAGGAACGUCUCUCGCUGAUGAUCAAGUACAACCAAAUCGGCUCACUAACAUCAUUGCCGCGUGGCUCUCGGGGAGACGUGAAUGAUUCCCUGUCUAGGAGGCGCAGCAGCUAUAACAUCGAAUUCGUCCGAGUGCCCAAAGGUGGCGGUAGUGCUUCGAAGGUAGACCUGCUGAAAUCGGCGCUGGAAAUCAAUCAUAAGGUAUCCCAGCCGCACCUACGGAAGGAAGGAAAGGCAUCUGACCAGUCGCUCAACUCCAAACGGGCAGACAGUGCCCCGAAGUUGAAUCCUGCUAAGAAUAUCUCCCAACCGGCUCUCAGCGUCGUAGCGGACGAGAUUGGAGCUCCGUCAAUCUUGAGCCGGCAUCGGAAGAAGCACCAUCAGAGUGGCAUUUUGGUAAUAAAGGUUACCAACCAGGACGGUGAGGUUGAUCUGAGGAACUUCCUUCGGGAAACGGACCGUCGUGAUUCGAUGACGGAAGCAGAUUUGGACCGCUACAAGGCGGAACUGGCCGUGCAGGCUAGAACCCAUGUACUGAACGACAUUCCGGAGCGCCCAGUGGACCCAAGUGAUAUGGUUGGAUUCGGUUCAUCGGUGUCACCCGUGCCGCCGGUCAGUGGAACGAGCACUAAGAGCAGUACCGCAUCGAGCAGCGAUGCUAGCCCCGAAGCCAGCAUAACGAAUAGUCAGACGAGUAAAAAUGAAACUUAAUAGUUUGCUGAUGCAGUUGUGGGACCUGGCUGCUGCUGCUGGCUCGAAGCCAAUGCCGCGUACACCCACCCAUUUAGAUCAAAGCUGAUUGUGAAUUGCUUCGUUUUCAUUCUGUUGUUGCAUGGAAAGUUAUUAUACUUGUUAUAUGACGUACAAGUUGCACUUUAGACAAUUAAAGCCAUAAGCCGAUUGUUGCGAAAAGCAAUAAAGGAGUGUGGAGAAACUCA